AUGAACACCCAAAGAGACCGUCGGGAAGUGUGGUAUAACUGGGAAAACGUAAAGGGAGAGUACGAAGGGAAGAUUUCUGUAGCCUUGGGGAAACAAUAUGUCAUCAAAUUUAAUGCCCUGGAGGUCUAUCCCUACACCGAAGAGACUCAGGGCUUUUCAAAUAGCCCCUCAGGAAACAUUUUCGCUGGGAAAGUUUACGCCUGCAUUUCGCGCUUUCAUCUCGCUGGUAGCCCAUGCGCACAGUGCUUGGUCGAUGCGGUCGAAAGGUUCGUCGAAGAGUACGGCGAAGACGGCAAACUCCAUUUCAAUGAAGCCGUAAGCAACGGAGAGUUUAUGCUCAACGUAAACGAGAGCAUCAAUGCGUCUGUCAUUGGAUGCGAAGUCAAGGAUGGAACCUACCGAGUUCUCUUCAGAUACGAUUGCCUUGGCUACAAUCAGAGCACCAUUUAUGAGACGAUGUUGACCUCAAUCGACUCCACUCCACGGGAAGGUUCCCCGGUCGAAAUUAAAGCCUCCAUUACCACCUAUUGGGACGGAGGAGCAGAGGACGUCCAUCAGGCGAUAGGCAAAAUAUUGACGAUGCCCGAUGUCGUGAUCGAUCCCAACUUCGAAGAGAACUACGCAGCGAUGGGGCCCUAUUUCCGUGAAUUGGAAGGAGAAGUUCGCCAACGUCACUCUUGA
This is a messenger RNA of Pleurotus ostreatus (oyster mushroom), 681 nucleotides long. RefSeq lists its product as uncharacterized. Bases 1 to 681 code for a protein of 226 amino acids. NCBI's taxonomy places the organism in Eukaryota, Fungi, Basidiomycota, Agaricomycetes, Agaricales, Pleurotaceae. The record is from RefSeq and is a predicted model, not a curated record. The transcript has 2 exons.